GGCCCCGUAGCUACACCCCCAGCUUCCUCUGCUAACUUCCAAUUGCUCCAGCGACGCUACACCCACACCCUCUCACAGCUCUACGUUUACUCUAAUCUCACCCUAAUCAGUCAAUCAUCAUGGAGGAGGAAGUCGCAGCUCUCGUCAUCGACAAUGGUUCGGGUAUGUGCAAGGCCGGUUUCGCCGGUGACGAUGCGCCCCGAGCAGUCUUCCCUUCCAUUGUCGGCCGACCGCGUCACCAUGGUAUCAUGAUUGGUAUGGGCCAGAAGGACUCAUAUGUCGGUGAUGAGGCACAGUCAAAGCGUGGUAUCCUGACUCUGCGAUACCCCAUUGAGCACGGUGUCGUUACCAACUGGGAUGACAUGGAGAAGAUUUGGCACCACACCUUCUACAACGAGCUGCGUGUCGCGCCUGAGGAGCACCCCGUCCUCCUCACCGAGGCUCCCAUCAACCCCAAGUCCAACCGUGAGAAGAUGACACAGAUUGUUUUCGAGACCUUCAAUGCUCCCGCUUUCUACGUCUCUAUCCAGGCCGUCCUGUCUCUGUACGCCUCUGGACGUACCACUGGUAUCGUCCUCGACUCUGGUGACGGUGUCACUCACGUUGUCCCCAUCUACGAGGGUUUCGCCCUUCCCCACGCCAUCUCCCGUGUCGACAUGGCUGGUCGUGACUUGACCGACUACCUCAUGAAGAUCUUGGCUGAGCGCGGUUACACCUUCUCCACCACUGCCGAGCGAGAAAUCGUCCGUGACAUCAAGGAGAAGCUCUGCUACGUCGCUCUCGACUUCGAGCAGGAGAUCCAGACUGCCAGCCAGUCGUCCAGCUUGGAGAAGUCCUACGAGCUUCCUGACGGUCAGGUCAUCACCAUUGGAAACGAGCGUUUCCGUGCUCCUGAAGCUCUCUUCCAGCCUUCUGUCUUGGGUCUUGAGAGCGGUGGUAUUCACGUCACCACUUUCAACUCCAUCAUGAAGUGCGAUGUCGACGUCAGGAAAGACCUGUACGGCAACAUUGUCAUGUCUGGUGGUACCACCAUGUACCCCGGUAUCUCGGACCGCAUGCAGAAGGAAAUCACCGCCCUCGCCCCAUCCUCGAUGAAGGUCAAGAUCAUCGCUCCUCCCGAGCGCAAGUACUCUGUCUGGAUCGGUGGUUCUAUUCUUGCUUCGCUCUCCACCUUCCAGCAGAUGUGGAUCUCAAAGCAGGAGUACGACGAGAGCGGUCCCUCCAUCGUUCACCGCAAGUGCUUCUAA
Messenger RNA from Bipolaris maydis ATCC 48331, 1247 nucleotides. RefSeq names its product actin family. The record is from RefSeq and is a predicted model, not a curated record. Lineage: Eukaryota; Fungi; Ascomycota; Dothideomycetes; Pleosporales; Pleosporaceae.